Molecule: messenger RNA, 732 nt
Organism: Symbiodinium natans
Lineage: Eukaryota; Dinophyceae; Suessiales; Symbiodiniaceae
Source: the annotation of a GenBank genome assembly
AUGCCGCAUGAAUGGAUGAAACUCCUGGCUGGCGCCUUAUCGCUGACAUCCGGCGUGUGCGCAGACCUGAGUACGCAAAGAUGCUUGGCAGGAGAUGAAGAAUGCUCGGGGCCGGAGCUCCUGGCUUCUGCCAUCAGCGCAGAGAAUGCCAGCAGCAGCGAGCUCAACUUGCUCCAAUCCGCUGCAAGGCAAGCGGGGCUUCCAGAUCCGCACAAGCUCGGCUACAAGUACAUGGCAACUACCACAAGAUACGGCCACACCAGCCUCACAUCCUGCGGGGGUCUUGACACAAUCAAGAUCGUCAAGGGCACGGGCUACUAUGCGGUCGCCUCAGCACAGAACAUGCAGGGCGACUUCGAGCGAGUCUCCGGCAGCUGGUGUGGAAAGGACGGCGGAGGCCAAGGAACAGCUGGAAUGGGUUGCGGGACUUGUGGCGAGGGCCGCUUUGUGUAUGGGCACCCCCAGUCCUAUCCUAUGUACGUCAAGAAGGACGCCGAGAUCUUUAAAAUGACAAUCAAGUUCAUUGUUAUCGAUACGUGCACGCACGAAGCAGGAAACUUGAAGUGGUGCGAGGGUAAGGCAGGACAGCCGAACAGCUAUGGCGCUCUGAACCACCUGGACUUCGCAGACCCACCGCCCCAAUUCGACCACUACUACUUUGCAUUCAGUCCAACACCCUGCCCAGCGGAACUCAAGGAACGAUUUGCUGCACAGAGCCAGUGUAAGCGGUGA